GUGUUUUGGCAUCUGCUGCGGCUGCUGUAGCUCUUGCGGCUGCUGAUUUUGCGGCUCUUGUGGCUCUGGUGGGCGCUGCGGCUUUUGCGGCUCUUGCGCCUCCUUCCGCGGCGUUGCUCUGGCCUGCUGCUCUCAUUCAGCUGCUGUUGGAGGUGAGUAGUCAGCACGCUCUCCAGAGGUGCUUAAGGUGGUUGCUUCUGGCACUUGCGGCAGCGCCUCUUGCAGCACAGACUCUGAAGCGGCUUCUUCGGCUGAAGCGGCUGCAGCGGGCGGUGAUGACGCAGCAGGUGAGAGAUCAACGUGCUGAGAUUGCAGAGGCUUUGGUGCGCAACAUGAGGCAAUUCCGCCCCAACAUUUGCCUCCUGAGCAAUGACCAGAUCCUGUGGCACGCCUGUGACAUUGCCACAGCUCCAGACUGGAUGCAGAACACCUACAACACUGAAGUGGACUUUACCUGGGCCUUUGCUGGCUUCAAUGUCCUGCUGAGCUCCUUCUUUCCUGGUGGCACCAAGACCAAGGCGGCUAUGGAUGAAGUGGCUGCAAGUAUGAAGUUGCCUGAUCCAUCGGUGGUGGACGAAGCCAAGAAUUUGCUGCAGGGCACCGUGUACACGGGGAAGAUUCUGCUGCUGCCAUUCGUGAUGAAUGGACAGGCCAGAGGCUAUGAUCUUCAAGAAGUCGAGGCUGAUGGCUGGGCUGGGUGGGCCCUCCCGUUCAACAGAGACGAUGGCAAACUCAUGCACAUCACAAUCUACGAUGAGACGGUCGCCUUGGAGGCUCGCAACAAGAUGCUCCUGAAGAACAGCUUUUUCCAUGCCGCCUUCGAGCCGCAUCGUCAGGAGAUGCACAAGGCUGGAUUGCUCUUCUCAGCUGACAACGACAAGACCGUCUGCAACGAAAUGCUCUGCAUCCUUUCCACUUUGGAGCCUGGCUUUUCGCAGCUUGUGGACGGCGGGGUCGCAAUGACCAACUCGUCAAUUUGGGUCACAUCCAGCGGCUUCUUUUACGUGUUGCGUUUUGCACCCAUCCAGACGGCCAACAGGAAAUUCGUGACCCCGCUGUUCACAUUGAAGGCUGAGAUUGUGAAGGGGGACUUCGUCAACGAUGACUUCAUGGUCCGACAGAGAAGGGACGUGGACGUGCUGUUCGCCGGGGGUGGAGCAGAUGAUGUCGGAUUGGUGUGGGAUGGCUACCAGGUGGAUUCUUUGUUUGUUGUGGGCCAGGGCUUGCAGAAUGCGCCCACGCUUUUCUAUUCUGUGCGAGGUGACAAGGUGACGGACUAUUUGGUGAAGAUCUUGGCGACGCCACAUGCGCAACGACUUGAGAGUCGUGAACAGACAACGAAAGGCUUAUACAUGCCUUCCAGAGUGAUUUCCAAGCAUGGCAAGAAGUUGCGACCAAACCGUGAUCUGGGGCAGUUGUUGGAUAUGAUUCAGUGUGAUGCAUCGAAACUCAUGGGUACGCAUUUCCUACAGACUUUAGAAGCCCUGGGACGUCUGGCGCGAGCCAGCCAGGCUGAGCUAACCAGCCACAUUUGCGCUGUGAAUGCUUGCAAAUGCAUCCACGUUCUUAAGCAACUGGAAAGCAAAGGAGGUGCCUACGGUUGCCCCCAGAAUCGCAGCUGCUCUUGGUUGAAGCAGGCUAGGUCCUCGGCUCUGCGGCUUCUGCGGCUCCUCCGGAGGACUGGACAGAUCGCUUUGGGGACAAUGCAGUGCCGCUCUUUUUGGCAAGAGUCCAAGCCCAUCAGCUUUUUCAAUGCAAUCCUUGACGAGUACAAGGUGACCGCAGUUUUCGAUGUGACAGCCGGCUCCGGCGCAUUCAUGGAAGCCAGCCUCACCAGAGGCGUUGUCUACCACGGCCUGUGCUUGAACAAGGAACACCAGCACUGGCUCCAGGCCAUUGCGGACAGAGCCGCCUGCGGGCUAAUUACCUUGGAGGGAUCAACUCUUUUCAAUGAAGCUUUGGCAGGAGACGUGAAGAAGUUUUUCCCAGAUGUCCUGGAAAACUUGGCUCCCAAGGACAACCCUGAAGAAGCCCCGAUGGAACCAGACAGCUGCGGUGAGUGA
This is a messenger RNA of Cladocopium goreaui, 2063 nucleotides long. NCBI's taxonomy places the organism in Eukaryota, Dinophyceae, Suessiales, Symbiodiniaceae. The record is from the annotation of a GenBank genome assembly.